This is a messenger RNA of Argentina anserina (silverweed cinquefoil), 1264 nucleotides long. RefSeq names its product probable membrane-associated 30 kDa protein, chloroplastic. Bases 33 to 347 code for a protein of 104 amino acids. NCBI's taxonomy places the organism in Eukaryota, Viridiplantae, Streptophyta, Magnoliopsida, Rosales, Rosaceae. The transcript is spliced from 5 exons. The record is from RefSeq and is a predicted model, not a curated record.
UAAUACGAAGGACUGCUAGUCAAGUGAGUGAGAUGGUGGGGAAUGUUAAUACAAGUAGUGCCCUUUCCGUUUUUGAAAAGAUGGAAGAGAAAGUCUUAGCACUGGAAUCCCAAGCAGAAGCUAUUGGCCAGUUAACUACGGAUGAUCUGGAAGCAAAGUUUGUGAUGCUCAAGAGCUCUUCUGUUGACGAUGAUCUUGCAAAUUUGAAAAAAGAACUGUCUGGUAGUACAAAGAAAGGAGAGCUUCCACCUGGAAGAACUGUUUCGUCGUACAAGGCUUAUCCAUUUAAGGAUUUAGAGAUUGAGAAGGAGCUUAAUGAAUUGAGACGGAAAGCCAAGGAGUUCUGAAGCUUCACAGGCAGAAUUUUGAUAAUUCUAGACGCGUAUAUGAAUUUUGGUGUCAUAUAAUGAACUGGUUAGAGUUUGUACAGUGGAAGGCCUAUAUGUUAACAGCAUCCAGUAGACAUGGUUUCAUUCUCUAUUUGUACUCUACAUCUACAGCAAAAGGCUAGCAUGCUUUGAUUUACUCGGCGUUUGAAUACUAGAAGGCUUAAAUUUUUUUUAUCUUUGGCUUACAGCAUAGAAUUUUCCUACAGCAUAUGCCCAAACCAAUUGUGUUUGCCUUUCUAUGUUUGACGUUGCUUUAAUGAUCCAAAGUUGCAUAUCUUGGCAGGCAGCAGUUUUAAUGCUCCAGCACCUCAAUGAGUUACGAUGCAGUAAUGCUUCGAUCUGCAAACAAUUGAGUCACAUGAUUUGCCUUCAUUGAUGGUGAGCACAGGCCUGGCCGUUUAACUCCUACUUCUGUUGUAAGGGUUACAUUCAUGAUGUGCUAUAAGCACGACGCGAUGCUGAUACAAGUUUUGGUAGAGAAGCUUCAAGUUUUGGGUGGGUGAAGGUUGUCAAAUAAGAGCCUUGCCAUACGACUGCUCACCUUUGAGCUCCACUCUUCUCCAAACCUUCAGACUUGCUAGUUCGCACUCUCCAUCUUCGGGUUCAAAGUUAAUUUGAACGUUGGUUUUUGUGGAGGGUUUUGGCAGCUGAGGGGGUUUUGGCUUGUGAUGCCUUUGGUAGGGUAAUUGGUGGUUCAUGUGGCCGGUUGAGGUAUGUUCAAUAAGUAGUAGAAAUGAGGCGUGUGAGAUGGUAGAAAAGCUUCAAAUUUCUCCCCGGUGAUACUAGAAUCGGAUUGUUUGCUGUGCUUCAAGGGGUGCUUGAUUUGGGAAGCAGUGACCUAUAUGAAUUAGGAAGGAUUAUAAAGGACAUUCGUC